Desarmillaria tabescens is the source of this 504-nucleotide messenger RNA. RefSeq lists its product as uncharacterized. The transcript has 2 exons. The record is from RefSeq and is a predicted model, not a curated record. The annotation marks the transcript as partial. Lineage: Eukaryota; Fungi; Basidiomycota; Agaricomycetes; Agaricales; Physalacriaceae.
GUAUUUCGUGCUGCCAAAGAAGUCACUCGUAUCUUCAGAGAGGCAGAGUGUACAUUCGCAAUCAUGGGGAGUACAGCUUGUUACCUUUAUGGAAACAAACGCUUGCCAAAUGAUGUCGACAUUCUAAUAUUAUCGCAUACCUGUGAUGUAGAGACAUUAAAGGAACUCCUUGUCACUAAGAACCCUGCUCGUUUCUAUCUCAUGAAUGCCAAAACCCCUGGAGCUACGUGGAAGGUCCUGUGGUACCACGAUCACAGCACGAAUGGGAAAGUGGAGAAAACCAAAGUCGACAUCCUGAAGCCGGGGAUUUUACAGCUGCCGAUAAUAUUUUCUGAGGCUAUCGUUGAUAAGCAGGGACUACCAGUCGUUCCUCUGUCAAUCCUACUGCUGCACAAACUGAAGGGGUGGAAGGAUAACAUGGAGUCGAUGGAGCAACGUCUUCGGAACAAGCAUGACGCGGAUGUGGGGGAUAUAGGCUCCUUGUUGAGGAUUGUCCUGGAGGGA